AUCUUGCCUUCUUCGUCUCUUGUAGUCCUCGCUCCAUUUCCCUCUUCCUUCUCAUUGGCACAACCGUUCUUCUUCCUCCUCAUCGUCUUCAGCAUCUGCUACUCUCUCUCUCUCUCUCUCCCUCCCCCCUCCUUCCCUCCCUUUUAGUUCGCUCUUUCUUUUUCUCUGGCAAAAAUUUGAAAAAAAAAAAUGUCAUUUGAUUCUGUCGUUGCCGUUGCAUGGGAUGUCUUGAAGCCACUAGGUGUUCCCAUCAAGCUUCAAUUCGAAUAUGUCAUGCGCUCCAAGAGAUAUGCCGACAAUCUUCGGAAGGAAGUCGAGAAGCUGAAGUACGAGGCCGACAGGGUCCGAGAUGCCAAGGAAGUGGCUGAAAACAAUCUUCUGAGUAUCCACGUAUGGGUCCCUGAGUUUCUGGCAAGUGCUGAGAAGGCCUUGACGGAGGCGGGAGACCUGUUGAGCUACUUUGAAACGGCAAGCAAGACUUGCUGUUAUGGGACAUUUCCCGACCCCAUUUGUCGCCAUACGUUCAGCAGGACGGCCAAGCUCCAGACCGAUUACAUUAAGAAUCUCGUUCGGGAUUACAGUGACAGGGAGGUCUCCUUGAGAGGUUCUGCACCGGGGAACGACCGUGCUCCGACUCCGGAUUCUUCUGCCUUGAUGUCGAUGGAGCUUCAGGGCGGUGGCAUUGGCAAAUCCAGAGAACCGAUCAUACGGGAGAUCAUGGCCGCUCUUGCCGAUAACAGCAAUAGCGUGGUUGGGGUUCACGGGAUGGGCGGGGUCGGCAAGUCUACCCUUGUGGAGGAAGCCAAAAGGAAACUAAGCGAAGAGAAUUUGUUCGAUUGGGUCACUAUGGCCAAUGUGUCGGAAAAUCCAGAUAUCAUUAGGAUUCAAGGAGAGAUUGCGCAUGCUUUGAACCUAGACAUUAAGAAUGAAGCAAAUGUCAACGUGCGAGCGGAGCUUCUGCGCACCAGGUUGGAAAAGGAGGGGAAGGCAAAAAAGAGAGUGCUCAUAAUAUUAGACAACCUGUGGGAGCGGCUCGACUUGAAAUCAGUUGGCAUUCCUUGCGGACUCGACAACAAAGUCAGAGGAUGCAAGUUAUUGCUAACGUCCAGACGUCAGGAUGUUUUGCGAAGGGAAAUGGGCUGCGAUAGGGACUUCCACCUCGAUGGGCUGCAGGAGGUAGAGGCAAAAGAAUUAUUUCAGAGGAUGGUGGGAGACAAAGUUCAUGAUAGCGAGUUCAAACCCUUCGUGGAUGAAGCACUCCACAAAUGUGCAGUGGUGAGAGGACUUCCAAAGCUAGAGGAGAUCAAAGUUGUCAGUUGCAAGUUAAUGCACGGGAUUUUAGAAGCAGAUGAUUGUGGCAAAGUGGAGUUGCACAAUUUGCGUGUAUUGAUAUUGUGUGACUUGCCAGAUAUCAAGAACUUUCUCAAUGCUGGGUCGGCUCAUUCAAGUAGUACAUUAGAUGACAAAGCUAGCACUCAAAUUGCAUUCUUCAAUGGGCAACAGAUUUCAAUCCCAUCUUUGGAGUCCUUGACAAUGCAAGGACUUCCCAAUAUGAAAGAGAUAUGGAGUGAUGAAUCUCCAUUGGAGUUGAGCAAUCUCCGAUCUCUCAAUUUGGUGCGAUGCGAAUCUCUGUUGAAGGUUAUUAGCUCCCAGUUGCUUGUAAAACUACGCAAGUUGCACAAUUUAUGUAUAAGAGAUUGCAAUUCGGUGCAAGAAAUUUUUGACCUUGAUGAACCAAGCACUAGUGAAGAUCUUCGGGCUCUGUCGAGUUGACCACCUUUAAAUUAAAUGAAUUAGGAAGCUUGAGACACAUAUGGAACAAGAAUCCUUGUGGAAUAGUGAGUUUGCAUAAUUUAAAGAAGUUGGAGGUCGAUCACUGUGACAACCUUGGGUUCAUGUUUUUCCCAUCCACAGUUAAAUCUCUCGUACAACUGAGAGAUCUAACGGUACAACAUUGCAAGAAAAUGGAGGCGAUCGUUAUAGAGGAAGAAGGCUUGGGGUUGGAAGCAUUGGAAACUUUGGCAUUCCCCAUGUUAACCAACUUAACCUUAAUUUAUUUGAAAAGUUUGAAGUGCUUCUC
Molecule: messenger RNA, 2080 nt
Organism: Eucalyptus grandis
Lineage: Eukaryota; Viridiplantae; Streptophyta; Magnoliopsida; Myrtales; Myrtaceae
Product: putative disease resistance protein At5g05400
Exons: 3
Coding region: 190-1773 (527 amino acids)
Molecular function (GO): ADP binding; ATP hydrolysis activity
Source: RefSeq, a predicted model, not a curated record